This is a messenger RNA of Zychaea mexicana, 1471 nucleotides long. Its product is annotated as endopeptidase. Lineage: Eukaryota; Fungi; Mucoromycota; Mucoromycetes; Mucorales; Lichtheimiaceae. Gene Ontology annotation, molecular function: aspartic-type endopeptidase activity. The transcript is spliced from 5 exons. The record is from RefSeq and is a predicted model, not a curated record. The coding region runs from base 66 to 1277 and encodes 403 amino acids. Gene Ontology annotation, biological process: proteolysis.
GUCUUUUUAAUAGCGGUUGUUUCAGCUUCUUUUGUUCCUUCCCAUAACCACACUCUUUCCCUGAAAUGAAACUCUUUGCGCUAUCUGCAAUCGUCGCUGCUUUUCUAGCCGUCUCUGACGCCGCAACCACCAAGGUCCCCAUCAAGAAGACCAAGGAGACACCUGCUGAAAAGCUUGAACGAUACAGCCACACUGGCGAAUACCUGACCCAAAAGUACUUUGGUGCGCAGCGCAGCCAACAACCCACCACCCUGCAAACUUUCCAAGUCGAUUCUGAGGGUCAGGUUGAACAUGGUGUCCCCAUUUCCAACUACAUGAAUGCUCAGUAUUACGGCGAGAUUGAGAUUGGUACACCACCUCAGCCUUUCACCGUCGUCUUUGACACUGGUUCCUCCAACCUUUGGGUGCCCUCCACCCACUGCAGCUCGAUCGCAUGCUUCUUGCACCGUCGCUAUGAUUCGGGUCAGUCAAGCUCCUUCAAGGAGAACGGUACUGAUUUUGCUAUCCAGUACGGCACCGGCUCUUUGGAAGGCUUCAUCAGCGAGGAUAUGCUUUCUGUCGGUGGCAUUGACAUUAAAGACCAAGGCUUUGCUGAAUCCGUCAAGGAACCAGGCUUCACCUUCGCUCUUGCCCGCUUUGACGGCAUUUUCGGUCUUGGCUAUGACCGCAUCUCCGUCAAGGGUGUUGUCCCACCUUUCUACCACAUGGUCGAGCGCGACUUGAUCGAUGAGCCCAAGUUCUCCUUUUGGUUGAAUGGCGAUCCCGAGGACGAAGACAACGGCGGUGAGCUUGUCUUCGGUGGUGUCAACCCUGACCACUUUGAAGGCGAUAUCGUGUACUCGCCCGUCCGUCGCAAGGGCUACUGGGAAAUCGAGUUGGAGGAUAUCAAGUUUGGCGGAGAAUCCAUCGAUUUGGAACCUGUUGGUGCUGCCAUCGAUACUGGCUCAUCGCUGCUUGUUGCCCCAACAACUAUUGCUGAGCUUAUCAACCGUGAAUUGGGUGCUGAAAAGAACUGGGCUGGCCAAUAUGUGCUCGAUUGUGCCAACAUCAAGGACUUGCCAGAGUUCUGCUUUGUCUUUAGCGGCAAGGACUUCUGCUUGACUGCCGAUGACUACGUCUUGAACGUUCAAAACCAAUGUAUUUCGGGCUUCAUGGGAAUGGACAUCCCCGAACCCGCUGGUCCUCUUUGGAUUGUUGGCGAUGUUUUCCUCCGCAAGUACUACUCAGUGUAUGACUUGGAGACUAACAGCGUUGGUCUUGCUCGAUCCAAGGCCUAAAACCACAUUUGGUCUUUUCUCUUUUCUGCCCUUUUCCAUUUUCUGUUGUAUUUUCAUUUUCUUUUCCUCUCUUAAGCUACCUACAAUGGCUUCAUUCUAUAAACGCGGUCUUGUUCAUACGAAAGCAUUGUAUGCAAACUGAAUUGUCUCUAUUAAAAUAACAAGUUACUCGAAAACUGUCUCACAAUCUGGCU